GGCAAAUACCUCAGUAUCGUUUAGCUACACAAGACAUGCGUACGCGUCGUUUAAACAAAAAAAUACGAGCACAACCUUUUUUAUCAAUUAAAACUUGUUGACGAUUUUGUUUUUAAAUUCAAAUUCUAGAACGAGUUUCGUCUGACAUUUUUGAAGUUUUUAAAAAUAAAUCGUGGAAGUGGUGUUAAAUUGAUGAUUGUGACAAGUUUUAAAUUGUUUUUCUUGACAAUGAUGGUGAUAAUAUCGUUUUAAUUGACUGUGGAUGAUUUUUUACCGUGCUUCGACACAGAUGGUGACAUAAUGGCAAGACGGACCAUCAUACUUCUAUCCAUAUUUUCUAUGACAAACAAUGUGCACUCACAAUUUUAUGAUUUAUUCUCAAGCUACCAGCCAUACAACUUACAAACUGCCAGACCGAACAUCUACCCACAAGAAUUCUUAGAAAACCGACCGUUAUUUGAAGGCUUCAUCAGAAAUGACAGCGACGAAGAAAGAAGACCACCUUCCAUCACAAACGACAGAAGAGAACCUUCUAGAUCUACAACAAAAACUAGAAGAAAAACAACCACUACAGCCCAAAUCUUCAAUCUAAAUUUUUUCACUACUCCUAAGCCCGUUAGGAAACACAAGAAUUCUAGUCAUAGAAAUAGUAGCAAUAAGAAUAAGAACCAAUCGUUAUUAUUAAAUAAUAAUAAACGGCCAUUUUACGACGAAAGUUCUAAUAAUGUUGCUGAUUAUAAACCCAAUUUAGUCACUGAAAAACCUGUAUUUGCUAUAAACAGGCCUACAGCCAAUUCCAGGCCUAACAACGUCAAUAAUAAACCUAACUACGAACCUAAAAUCGAAUACGAUGACAACAGAUCUGAAUACAAUUUGUUCACAACGCACAAUCCAUUGUACCACAGGCCUGGGGUGAAACCAGCUCCUGUAGACCCGAAUCAGCCUCCAAUAACGAAUAAGCCAGCCACUGUCAGGCCUGACUUUCCAAGGCCAGACACUCAAAGGCCUGAAGUUGCAAGGCCAGUCAAUAGAAGGCCUGAAGUCGCGAGGCCUAUUACGAUAAAGCCAGCCACUACUAGGCCUUUCGCUGUGUACCCCAAGCCGACUGAUAGUAGUGCUAUAAGGUAUCCAGUGGAGAAGGAUACUAGUCCUGAAGUGGUGGUGGGAGCUGAUGAAGACAAGAUGAGCAGUGCAGAAAAGAGGAGAUACAUUGAUUUGGCUGAGCGAAUGUGCGACAAAUAUAAAGCUUUAAACGUGAAGAAGGUGGAAGCCAUACCUCUAUUGCCGUCACCUCAGCCAGUACAAGUCAACGUGACAACUUGCUCUCCCACGAAGAUUCCUCUGGUGGUUGGAGGAAGGGUGGUGACUAUUGAGGAGUUCCCGCACAUGGCGUUGCUCGGCUGGACUAGGUUACAGGGUGGAGGAUACUCCUGGAAGUGUGGAGGCUCCCUGAUCAGCGACCAAUACGUUCUCACUGCAGGCCACUGCGCCUACCAGGAGAAGGACGACACUGUUGUCAUAGGAGCGCCAAGAGUAGUCCAGCUAGGGUCUAGCACCCUCGACGACACAGGAGCGCUGGUCAUGAAGGUCCUGUCCGUGGUCACCCAUCCGAAGUAUGUCAUGACGAGGUCGUACUACGAUAUAGCUCUUGUGAAGAUGGUGAGGCCUGUUACAUUCUCACAAGUGGUGAAGCCAGCGUGUCUUGGCGUACCGCCUGGAGUGGGAGAACCCAUCAUCGCAUCAGGCUGGGGCAGAACCGAGUUCGGAGGCACCCAAUCUGAAGAAUUACGCAGUGUAUCAGUCCCCAUUUGGGAUAUAUCCGAAUGCGGCCGAGUCCUCGGCACCUCGCGGAAGCUGCCCAACGGACCCUCACCUGACAGCCAGGUCUGUGCUGGGGAAAAACAAGGCGGGAAGGACACUUGUCAGGGUGAUUCCGGUGGCCCAGCUCAAAUCCAAGAUGGCUGCGUGUGGAGAGUGGUUGCUGUCACGUCACUCGGAAGAUCCUGUGGAGCUCCAAAUACACCAGCUCUGUAUGCUACCCUCCAUCGAGCCUUCAUAGCUGCCCAGGUCUUCGGCAAAGCCUCUGGCACAUCCACAACUAACCAUAAUAGUGACAGAAACGAGAAUAAUAAUAACCCUCGACCUCCUGUUAAUAACAACUGGAAUAAUAACAAUAAUCGUGAAAACACAAAUAAUAAUAGAACUCCUCGACCCCCUGUUGGUAAUAAUAAUGAUAAUCGUGAAAAUACAAAUAAUAAUCAUGCGUGGAAUACAAACCAGCAAAAUAAUAAUCACAACGGAAACGGUGGUUAUAUUAACAAUCAAAAUUGGGGUAACAGCCAGACAACAAAUAAGUUUAACAAUCCAGACUGGAAUGCAAAUAAUAAUGAUUAUACAAAUAAUAAUCAAAACAGUCAAAAUAAUGGCGGUUAUAGUAUUGUAACGGACAGUAGUAAUUAUGGAAAUAAUAAUAGGCAGCAGUUUAAUAAUGAUAGAUUAGUCAAUAAUGAUUAUAAUGUAAAUAAUGAUCACAAAAUAGUGUAUCCAGAAGUUAGUGGAUAUAAUCAAGGAAACAUAAAUAAUAAUAAUAAUUAUGGCAUUAAUUCCUACACUACUCACAGGCCUAGUCAGAACGGGGGUUGGUGGUCUGGUUAUGAUUAUUAAAACAUAAAAAAUAAAUCGGUAUAUAAAAACCCAUGACAAUCAGUAAGUAGCACAAAAAAAACAAGAAGAAAGUAAAAACACGAGAUUUUAAUACAUCCGGCUAAAACUACUACAAUAAUUAUUAUUGAGAGGGGACGUUUCGCACAUUUAUGCGAACGAAUUUUAUGCGAAUCGACUACUACGCCGAUUUCAUAACAUUGUUUGUUAAAAUGACGUUAUAA
Messenger RNA from Ostrinia furnacalis (Asian corn borer), 2885 nucleotides. RefSeq lists its product as uncharacterized. Lineage: Eukaryota; Metazoa; Arthropoda; Insecta; Lepidoptera; Crambidae. Bases 301 to 2664 code for a protein of 787 amino acids. Gene Ontology annotation, molecular function: serine-type endopeptidase activity. The transcript is spliced from 9 exons. Gene Ontology annotation, biological process: proteolysis. The record is from RefSeq and is a predicted model, not a curated record.